Trichophyton rubrum CBS 118892 is the source of this 2619-nucleotide messenger RNA. RefSeq lists its product as uncharacterized. Bases 1 to 2619 code for a protein of 872 amino acids. The transcript has 7 exons. Lineage: Eukaryota; Fungi; Ascomycota; Eurotiomycetes; Onygenales; Arthrodermataceae. The record is from RefSeq and is a predicted model, not a curated record.
AUGCCUCAUAAAGCGGAACCUGAGGUAGCGGCCUCAAAUAGCGUUUACGCAGUCCACGAUAGAAUGUCAACCAACUCCCGUAAAGCCGACAAUGACGACAUACGGAAGACAUCUCGACUCAUCCUAGAUAUUAUAUUCGAAUACGCCUUGAACAAAUUCGAUGACUCCAAGGAUAGGCUGGAAGCGGGUGCUGACCAUUUCCUAGACGUAAUUGACCGUUUCGUGGCUGAGGGAAAGCGUGUGGAUUCAUGUCUCCCUGCGUUCCCUUUCAAGUCUGCAAACAAAGUGUACAAAGUACUGGGAACUCUGCCUGACAUGGCCGAGCAAUUGGCCCUUGAACGGCUAAAUACCAUGUGUGCACGUAUACGGGAUAUAUACCCACCGGGUGCCCAAGUUACCAUCAUUUCGGACGGUAUCACAUAUAACGAUCUUCUUUCAAUCUCUGACCAAGAUACCUGGGCUUAUGGGGAGGCUCUACGCAAGAUGGCGAUUGAUAAGAAGUUCAUUUAUAUCCAGUUUUCUAGAAUGAAGGAUCUGCUAGACUUCCCCCUCCCUGAGAAGCUCACUGAAAUUACAUAUGUUGCGAACUGCACAACCUUUCGCCGCCUGCUCAUAAAUCGAUAUGGCAGGGAUGAUCUUGACAUUGAUCAGGAAAUUACGGCAAACCCUGAUACAAAGCUCACCUAUCUUGGGUACAAGAGGUUCUUAGAGUCUGAUCUGAAGCACAUCUUCCCUCGUGGUGUCGGCCGCAGCGCUCAUAGCUAUAAGAGGGACUGCAAAUACUUGGCCAAACAGAUGCUCAUGCGAGGUUAUGCUUUUGCUGGUGCAGUCAAGAACGCUUUCCCCAACCAUUUACGACUCUCCAUUCAUGAGUCAGUUGGGUUGAACAAAGUCUCCGUGUGCUUGUUGAAUACCAAAACCGGGUUUACAACACCAUGGCAUUGCGCCGUUGCCCAAUUGGCUGAUGGUGAAUGGGUUAGCGCUCCCAUGGGUGAAUUUGCCAAAGACAGCAGGCUAGAGGUUGUAUAUGUUGAUGGUCGCCCCAGCCAUUAUAGAGAGAAGCUUCGUGAGAAUGGUGUUUCAGCCAUUACUGAGUCAACUGCAAGUUAUCUUCAAGCAGCUCGGCCUGUGAAUGCUACUGGAUAUCUUAGUGGUGCAUCAACUCCGGGAACUGCCUCACCUAGCUCUUUUUCGGCAUCUCCACCUCGCACAACCGUCCGAAGCAGUGGUGGCACCACCCCUGAAUCUGAAUCCCCUCCCACCUUACACAAAAGCGGCCUUGGGGUUGUGAUAGGCAACGAUAUGAAUAAUCUUAAUGUGCCGAAAAAAUCGAAUGUGCUACCAUCAGUGCCUUAUGGCAAGCGGCUGAUCCCACAGAUCAUGGACGAACUGGCGGUUUCCCAGCCUGAGAGAGUUGUAUUCUCAUUGGCAUCUCUUUCUGGCAAUGAUCUAGUGUUUAGAGAAAUAACCGCCUGUGCAUUCAAUAAGGCUGUUGACAAAACCGCCUGGUGGCUUCGGAACCAAGUUGGAAUACCUGACUCUGUGCAACCUGUUGGCUACAUUGGUCCACAUGACCUGCGACACGUUCUCUUGACUUACGCCUGUGUCAAAGCUGGCUACGCUGCUCUUUUCCUUUCCCCCAAAAAUAGUACUCUGGGAGCGGUCUCUGUCCUCGAGACAACAAAUUGCAACAUCUGGGUCAGUGCCAGUGAAGUAGCCCCUGAGCCACUCGUUGAAGACAUUUUACGAGAUCGUCCCAUGAAGCUAUUGCAGCUGCCUCUACUCGAAGAGCUACUUGAUGCUGGGUCCACCGAGGCUUUCCCUUUCUCAAAGAACUUUGAGGCAGCUAUCAAUGAGCCAUUCUGUUACCUCCACACGUCAGGUAGUACGGGAGUGCCAAAACCGAUUCCGUGGUCCCAUGGUCUCAUUGGUACCAUGGACGCUGUCCGAUUGCUACCCCCAGCUCCAGGUUUUGAUGGGUUGCUUCCCUGGACUUCUGACUGGUUGGACGGAGAUACAAUCUACUCGUCGUUCCCAAUGUGCCACGGGGCUGGAAUUAUUAUGAAUAUCCUUAUGCCUGCAUUCUUCAACUUGCACUGCGUUUUAGGUCUAGCUGGAGCGCUUCCAAACAUUCGACUUGUCGAGACUCUUGCUGAUCAUAUCAAAAUUGAUAUCUGGAGCAUGGUUCCCUCUCUUGUCAAUGAACUUGGAGAAACACCAGAGGUACUCGCAAAACUCAAACCGUCGAAGUUCAUUUGCGCAUCUGGUGGCCCUGUUAGCCCAAUUAGUGCUGGCAAGGUUAACGAUGUUGUGAGGGUUCUGAAUUUGACCGGAACUACUGAAGGUCUUUUUAUUGGCAACCUUGUUACUGCAAGGGAAGAUUGGUUUUGGUUCUGCUUCCACCCUUAUUCGGGGUUUGAGUUCAAGGAGAUUGGGGAGGACACUUAUGAACAUUGGAUACACCGCAACGAACACUGGCCUCUCUUCCAAGGUAUUUAUCAUACCUUCCCGGAAAAAGAGUCAAUCAAUUUCAAAGACUUGUAUAUGAAACACCCUUCCAAGCCCCCUCUGUGGGCAUUCAAGGGCAGAAGCGAUGACCUCGUGGUUCUAUCGACCUAA